Scomber japonicus (chub mackerel) is the source of this 2412-nucleotide messenger RNA. RefSeq lists its product as uncharacterized. Gene Ontology annotation, biological process: microtubule-based movement. Gene Ontology annotation, molecular function: microtubule motor activity; ATP hydrolysis activity; microtubule binding. The record is from RefSeq and is a predicted model, not a curated record. Bases 1 to 2412 code for a protein of 803 amino acids. The transcript has 18 exons. NCBI's taxonomy places the organism in Eukaryota, Metazoa, Chordata, Actinopteri, Scombriformes, Scombridae. Gene Ontology annotation, cellular component: microtubule; kinesin complex; nucleus.
AUGAGUACCGCUAUUGAUUUAGUUAAAGAAGACAAUUUGCAGCAUGAAGACAUGGACUUGACUUGUAUUGAUCCUGUCAGCACUUCACCCAAGCAGAGUGAAAUGUCAGGCGGUGCUGAGCAACAGACCAUGAGAGUUUACCUCAGAGUCAGGCCCUUCUCUAAAGAGGAACUGUCUGACAAUGAGGAUCAGGAUUGCGUGGUGAUUGAAAACAACCAGAUGGUGUCACUGCAUGCUCCAAAAGGUUCUGCCACCAUGAAGAGUAGUGAGAAGGGCAUUGGCAUGUCCCUCCACAAAUUCUCCUUCUCGCAGAUUUUUGGACCAGAGACGACACAGGCUGAGCUGUUUGAGGCCACCGUCAAAAGCCAAAUGUCUGAUUUCUUGGAAGGGAAGACCGCACUGAUAUUCAGCUACGGUGUAACCAACGCUGGGAAAACCUUCACAAUCCAAGGAACUCCAAAAGAGCAGGGGAUACUACCUCGAGUGUUGGACGCCACCUUUCAGUUCACCGGAGGCCGUCAGUAUGAGGCGAUGGACCUGAAACCCUACCUCAGGAAUAAUGCGCAGUAUCUGGAUCCUGACCAAGUCAAGCAGGAGAGAAGCACCAAGGCUGCCAUUUUUGCUUCAUUCAAAGAGGAGUGUGAUCCUCCCAGAUCCACUGGUGGUUCAGAGUCCUUGUCCUGUUCUACAAGUCAUGUCUCAUCCUCAUCCUUAUCCUACGACCAAACAGGUAUGUUUAACGAGCCAACAGAGACAGGCAGCAGCCAGUAUGCCUUAUGGGUGGGAUUCUUUGAAAUCUACAACGAGUGUGUGUAUGACCUACUUCAUCAACCCUCCCUCUGCUCCAAGUCCAAGAAACGUGCUUCCCUUCGAGUAUGUGACGACGGUGCCGGAAACGCUUAUGUGAAAGAUCUCAGGUGGAUCAACAUCCAGAACAUGGACGAAGCCUGCAAAUUGCUACAGUUCGGAAACAAAAACAGGAGCGCUGCAGCCACUAAGAUGAACCAGUCCUCCAGCAGAAGUCACAGUAUAUUUACCAUGAAGCUGCUGAACAUUGAUGGCAGCACAGUUAAAUGGAUCUCAGAGUUUUCUCUGUGCGAUCUGGCCGGCUCCGAAAGAUGCAACAAAACAAAGACAUUUGGAGAGAGGCUGAAAGAAGCUGGAAACAUCAACAACUCGCUGCUCAUUCUGGGGAAGUGCAUCAGUGCCCUUCGAAACAAUAAGACUGACAGAACGAAGAGUAGCUACAUACCCUUUAGAGAGAGCAAGCUCACCAAACUCUUCCAGGCUGUUUUCUGCGGCAAAGGAAAAGCUUCAAUGAUAGUCAACAUUAACCAGUGUGCCUCCACUUAUGACGAGACUCUUCAUGUUAUGAAAUUCUCAGCUAUUGCUAAACAGGUGGUGCAGGUGAUCCCAGACAAGCCUCUGGACUCUCUAGCUCCCUGUCUGGUCGGCCGCGACGGCAAGCAUCUUGUGAGGAAUGGGAUGAUUGACAGCCAGGCCCUGGAGAGCUACCUAUCUGAAGAGGAGCUGCUCGAUGAAGAAGACGAGGCCGAUAUGUCUUUACUGCCACACGAUGAAAUCUUGAAUGUGACUGAAAGCCUUCGAGCAAAACUACUAGCUGAGAGAAGAAGAAACCUGGUGCAGGAAAUGGAGAUUCGUAAAGAAAUGGGAGAUGCCAUGUUGCAGCAGCUCAUGGAGAGCGAAGAACUCCGCAGUCGACAGAUCGAAGAGCUGAAGGAGAGCUACCAAGAGAAGCUCGAGAACACCUUUGAGAUGUACAAGGAUGCUAUCAAAGAACACGCCUACCAGUGUGCUAUGAACAAUCUGGAAGAUGACUAUGUGCCUCUCGAUGAGUUCAUUGCUGAACAGGAGAAGGUGGAGGCCCUCAGACGGAAGCUGUCAGAGUUUGAGAUGUUAUCACCUGAUACCAGAGGAGCGUCUGCAGUUCUAACAGUGGCCCAGUCAAGCCAGACCAAGCCAUCUGAGGAGUCAGAAGUAGCAGACGAUGAUCGAUUCAAACGUCUUUACAGAGAAAAAUGUGCCAUAGAGAGGAUGUGUGUGGACAAACAACAGUUGAUUGUGUGUCUAGAGAAAAGGCUGAUAGAUCUCAGUGAAACACUUCAGAAUGUCAGAGAUAGCUUCCUGGAGAAAUCUGCUGAUCUUGAGUCUCUGCAGAGGAAGACUGAUGAUCAGACAACAUCUAUGGAGGAAAUUCUACUGCAGAAUAUCGACAAGGACAGGGAGAUCGCCUCACUGAAGGCAGAACUCCUCAAGCUCUCCCAUAUGUCGCCUGUGAUGCCCAAGAUCAAGCGAGGCCUUCUCGCCAACAUCAGGGAGGCGGUCACUUCUCCACGGAAGAGUGCCGCUGGCCGGUCACUGAGGAAAACAGUACGGACUCCGCACCACUGA